Messenger RNA from Telopea speciosissima, 1800 nucleotides. RefSeq names its product O-fucosyltransferase 23. The record is from RefSeq and is a predicted model, not a curated record. Lineage: Eukaryota; Viridiplantae; Streptophyta; Magnoliopsida; Proteales; Proteaceae. Gene Ontology annotation, biological process: pollen-pistil interaction. Bases 172 to 1485 code for a protein of 437 amino acids. The transcript is spliced from 2 exons.
UCUGUUGCCGGUCUCUGCAGAAACGAAGUUCUGGAGUUUAUGUUGUUUUCUUCUUCCAGGGAUUUCAGGGUGGUUGAGCUCACAGAGAGGUGCAUUUUUAUGUGUUACAAAGAUGCAGAGACAGGGAAAUUGGGUGUAGAAAGCCAAUGAAUUUGCCGAAACUGUAAGCAUAUGGGAUUCUCUGGUCGCCACAUGAAGUCUUUGGCUUGCAAAUGCCUCUCUUUUGUGUUUAUUGCCCUUCUUUUCAGAGCUUUACUGUUUCCUACUUUCCCCAGUUUUGGUGGGUUCCAACAGAACAACUUAUAUCUGGUCCACAGUUCUUCUUCACAAUUACAUUCCGAAUUUGGAGUUAGGAAAGAUAAGUUCCUUGAGGUUCCCCAGAUUGUUUGGGGACUAAACAAUCAGAAAAUUGCUUUUGCAAGGGCAUGUCUGACUGCAAGAAUGCUGAACAGAACUCUGUUGAUGCCUAACUUUAGUGCUUCAUUGUUUUACAAAGAAGUUGAACUAUUGCAGCCUAUUUCUUUUGAUAAGGUUUUUAAUUUUCAAAGGUUUAAUUCCAUCUGUAAAGGGUUUGUGCAUUUGGGUCAUUUCUCAGAUAUUUCUAAUCGCGCUAGAGUGUUUGAGCUUCAGAAAGGAAGUGGAAGGAAGUGGACUGCGGAGAGAGAUUUGAAUCAAUUGAGACAGAUUAAAGAGGAUUCAGCUGAUGAUUUUGAGGUCAUUCGGAUCAUUGGUAAGAAUCCAUUUUUGUGGCAUGACCAUUGGCCUGUUAAUGAUUAUGCAAAGGUCUUUGAAUGUUUAGUUUUAGUAGAUGAGAUAGCAGAGGAAGCCGAAAAAGUUGUUUCUAAGAUUAGACAAAUGGGAAGUAGCCCAGGGAGAGAAACUGAUACUGUAAGAACUAAUGUUGACUCAAAUAAUUCUUCUUCCCAGCCUACACCCUAUGUUGCUGUCCACAUGAGGGUGGAGAAAGAUUGGAUGAUUCAUUGCAAAAAGCUAGAGCAGAGGUCCAACAUUAACCAAAUCUGCAGCAGUAAAGAGGAGAUUGUGGAGAGGGUAGGGCACAUUGUUGGUAUGAGAGGCCGCACUAUCAUUUAUCUCGCCAUAGCUGAUAGUCUUCUUGAAGAUUCCUCAAUCUUGAGUGGUUGGAAGGAAGGGUUGCUUCUUUUUGAAAAGAAGAAGUUGGGAGUCUGGGAUAUCUACGAGAAAUACCCUUACCUCAUUAAAUCAGCAAUUGACUAUGAAGUGUGCUUGAGGGCUGAUGUCUUUGUUGGGAAUAGCUUUUCUACAUUUUCUAAUCUUAUAGUACUAGAGAGGACGCAGAAAAUGAUCAGAAUGGGUGUGACAAGAUCAUGUGACAUGGAUGCAAGAUGGCCGUCUUAUGCCUAUAAUAUUUUGGGGGAAUCUGGAGGACCUCAGAGAUGGAUGACCAAAAUGUCUGAUUCAAGCCUCCGAGCCAUUAGCUAUGGUACUAAUAACAUCUCUUGCUGAAAGUUCUGCAGUUCUUUUGUUCUCCAAAGACCUAUUGGCUCCACUUCUGUUCAGUUACAGAAUUGAAAACUUCAGCUUCAAGGGUUGGUAUGUCUUCAAGAAUAUAUUCUUUGUAAAGAAGAGUAAUAAUAAUGACAUCAGGUGAUAGUCAAAAUUAGUUUUUAUUUUUGUAAAUUGAAAACAUUUUUAAUUCUUUUUUGAUGAUUAACAAGUUAUAUUUACAUGUGUUCAUAGUCUCAUAGAGAAGAUUUUCAUGUUUCUUUGGAAAUGUUUGUAGAACAUGGUCUUGGCCAAUGUAGGAGGUCUAAUUUUUUU